AUGCGUGAUACUACAACCCGAGACGGGCGCGCUAUGCGCAAAGCGGCUCCCACGUGUUUCCCGACGGCCGCAAGCCGUACAUGCAAAAUACCCGAACUCCUCGAAAUGAUCCUCCUUAAAUGCUACCCCGCUGAAAUUAUCCGUGCGCGCCAAAUCAACUCCUUCUUCAAGCACCUUAUCGACCGAUCCAAAAGCCUUCGUUACGCCAUCUUCCUCGAGCAAGACAUCGGCAAACUUUAUCGUUCACAAAGCCUCCAUCCCAUCUUUGGCAGACCGGCGCGAAUCUUUUACCGAAAAGGAUGUGUGGGCGGGGGGUAUUCCCAUAUACGACGCCGAACAAGUAUUGAUGCGCUGGCCUCGAGGACUUUGGGACGAUGUGUUGUUUAG
Messenger RNA from Ramularia collo-cygni, 387 nucleotides. RefSeq lists its product as uncharacterized. The transcript has a single exon. The record is from RefSeq and is a predicted model, not a curated record. The coding region runs from base 1 to 387 and encodes 128 amino acids. Lineage: Eukaryota; Fungi; Ascomycota; Dothideomycetes; Mycosphaerellales; Mycosphaerellaceae.